Petromyzon marinus (sea lamprey) is the source of this 1585-nucleotide messenger RNA. Its product is annotated as src kinase-associated phosphoprotein 2-like. Gene Ontology annotation, molecular function: protein binding. Lineage: Eukaryota; Metazoa; Chordata; Hyperoartia; Petromyzontiformes; Petromyzontidae. The record is from RefSeq and is a predicted model, not a curated record. Gene Ontology annotation, cellular component: plasma membrane; cytoplasm.
UCACGACCCGUGCCCUACCGCUGCUGCUGCUGCUGUUAGCGAGCGUGGCGACGUUUGAGCAACGUCCCUUACCGAAGCGCAAAGAGCAAGGACACGGGAUUAAAAAAAAAACCCUCCCCACUUCGGCUUCACAACAAGCGCAGCCAAGAAGCAAGGAGCCACGCAGCAUUCUACCGUCACUUCCUUCCCGUUUUGUAGAGAAAUAGAGAGAGGGGUCAAACAUCUCCCUCCCUCUUCCUCCUCCCCGUACCCCCCCCCCCCCUUCUCUAGCCGCUCGAGUGGGCAGAGCGUAAGUCGGUGGAGCUCCCUCUCUCUCUCUCUGUUUCUCUCUCUCCUCAUUCUCUCUCCGCUGCUACUCUGUCGGGGGCAAGUCGGGAGCUAUGUCGUCUAUUCCUGACGACGUGAAGAAUCUGUUGGAAGAGGUGGAGCAAUUUCUGUCGGAAGCGCUCGCAUCGGAGAAGUCUCUGGGGAAGAAAUGCAAGGAGCGGAGGGAGGCUCUGCUGAAGACUCUCAAUGAGCUGAAAUCCCGGUACCAAGAUGUUUUUGCGAAAGAGUGCGAUCAGGAGAGCAACGGGCAGAGUAGCGACGUGAGCUCCACGUCCCAAACGGAUCUCACGUCCGAACCCUCGGAAGCAGCGCAGGAAGACGCUGCUGGUCACGAAGUCUAUGUGCAGCUCCCGGCCAUUGCUGCUUCCGACUUGCCCAACGUCAUCAAGGCCGGGUUCCUUGACAAGAAGAGGAAAGAUCACAACUUCUUCGUGGGUGAGUGGCAGAGGCGGUGGUGCGUCCUCAGCUCCAACGCCCUCUACUACUACGGAGACCGCAAAGACAAGCAGCAAAAGGGCGCCGUGCCUCUGGCCGGCUACUCGCUGCGCGCCACCGAGGCGAAUCGCAAGGACAGGAAGAGCUGCUGCAGCUUCGAGCUGUCGGCUCACGAGAAGCGCAGCUUCCAGUUUUCCACCUCCUCCCCCGACGAUGCCCGUUCGUGGAUGAGUUACAUCCGCCAAGUCAUCCGGGACUUACGCUCCUCUGUGAUCGAGGAAGAGGAGGACGAGGAUGAGGAUGGUGGGGAGCUCUACGAUGACAUCGAUCCGAUAGAGCAGGUCAAGGCCACACCGCCAGCAACCAUCAUGCACAAGGAGGAGGUGGUGGUGGAUCCAAUCGAUGAGGACAUCUAUGAACUCCUGCCAGAAGACGACGAGGAGCCGGUGGCGGUGACGCGGACUGACGCAGCCAAAGCGGCCCAAGCCCCACCACCUCCCGUUGCCUCCAAGCCCGAGCUGAACUCAGCCACUGAAGCGUGGGACGCGACGCAGCAGUACAACAACUUCUACCAGGGCCUGUGGGACUGCUCGGCCGACUGCGUUGACGAGCUGUCCUUUCAGCGCGGAGACCUCGUCCACGUGCUCAGCAAGGAGUACGAUGCGUUCCGCUGGUGGGUGGGAGAGGCGAACGGCUCCGUGGGCCUGGUCCCCAAGGACUACCUCAUGGCGGCCUACGACACCUAGAGCACGCCACGCGGACUCUCCCCCACGUGACACUCCCCCACGUGACUCUCCCGCACGCGACUCUCCCCCACUUGACU